GGCUUUUCAUGACGAAGUGGUUUUCGUGUCCGAGAAGACAGGAAGAUACAACACCGUGGAAAAGGUCUUUAUUGAUCAGGCUCAACGUUUGGCCCUACAGAGGGAGAUAGACAAAGAGUCCCAGUCCACGGUUUCAGUCAGAUCACUGAUGGUCCAAGCUGACACAGGCAACAGGCACAUUACCAUGAAGAAGACGAACAAGAAGAGUGGGAAGGACACCCACGCUGAGGAUGAGAUCUCAGAAAACACUUCCAUAAACCAGGGGAAUAGCGAAAGAGUGAAGAAGAAAAAGAAGAUGAAAGUAGAGACUCUGGUAGAAGAAGAGCAGGUUUCAUCCAAUGGGGAAUGGGGGAAUACGGAAGGAGAGCAGGUUUCAUCCAAUGGGGAAUGGGGGAAUACGGAAGGAGAUCAGGUUUCAUCCAAUGGGGAAUGGGGGAAUACGGAAGGAGAGCAGGUGAAACAGAAAGGAAAGAAGAAGAAGAAGAAGUUGUUGUCUGGGACUGACACCAACGGUGAGGAAGUCAUGACUAAUGGAAAUGACGGAGGAGGGUGCGGCCAGGAGAAGAAGAAGAAGCAGAAAGGUGUUAACACUGUUAAAACGGAGCUAGAGACAGAACACAGUGGAUUAAAGGAUGAGAAAGGAGUAGUGGAAAAUGGGCAGAAGCUGAAAAAAAAGAAGCUCUCUCAGGCAGAAGAGACAGAGAUCAGCGUUGUCAAGGUAGAGGAAGGAGGGGUGAUAGAAAUAAAGAAAGGCAAGAAAACGAAGGGAAAGACAGAGGAAGAAAAGAAAGUGAAAAAGAUCCCUAAAGCUGCUGAACCAACUGAGGAGAGUCAGGAGGAGGAAGAGGGGGAGAUGAAGAAGAAGGGUAAGAAGAGAGCAGUCACUGAGAAAGGAGAGAUGAAAGAGAAAGAGUGCGGAGAGGCAGAGAAAGAAGUGGUAGUAAAGAAGAAGAAGGGAGCUGAGGCUACAGCAGCAGUACAGGAGGAGGAACAGAAUGACACCAAAAAGAAGAAGAAUAAACCCAAGUCCUCCAGCAACGCUGCAGACAUCACCAUGGAGACGGAGAGAAAGGAGGAGGGCAAGAAGAAGAAGGGAGCUGAGGCUACAGCAGCAGGACAGGAGGAGGAACAGAAUAACACCAAAAAGAAGAAGAAUAAACCCAAGUCCUCCAGCAACGCUGCAGACAUCACCAUGGAGACGGAGAGAAAGGAGGAGGGCAAGAAGAAGAAGGGAGCUGAGGCUACAGCAGCAGGACAGGAGGAGGAACAGAAUGACACCAAAAAGAAGAAGAAUAAACCCAAGUCCUCCAGCAACGCUGCAGACAUCACCAUGGAGACGGAGAGAAAGGAGGAGGGCAAGAAGAAGAAGGGAGCUGAGGCUACAGCAGCAGGACAGGAGGAGGAACAGAAUAACACCAAAAAGAAGAAGAAUAAACCCAAGUCCUCCAGCAGCGCUGCAGACAUCACCAUGGAGACGGAGAGAAAGGAGGAGGGCAAGAAGAAGAAGGGAGCUGAGGCUACAGCAGCAGGACAGGAGGAGGAACAGAAUAACACCAAAAGAAGAAGAAUAAACCCAAGUCCUCCAGCAGCGCUGCAGACAUCACCAUGGAGAUGGAGAGAAAGGAGGAGGGCAAGAAGAAGAAGAGAAAGGCCUCUGCACUAACAGAGGAGGAGGAGGAUGUGUUGGUGGUGGACAAGCGGAAGCCCAAACAUAUGAAAAGGGUGGAUAUGACAGGAGUAGUGGAACAGGUGGAGGACGGAGAGAGCGAGGAAGGAAAAAGAAGGUGAAGAAGAGCUCUGAGGUAGAGACAGAAAUGGAGGACAGCACCCCUCACCAGAAAGGGAAGAAGGUUAUGACGAAGGGGAAAAAGAAGAUAAAGGUGGAGAGCUGCGACCCUGAAUACCAGGAGAGGGACCAGACGGAUGUGGUUUUCCUGUCAGAGACCAGGGGAAACGCCUUCGAGAUCAAUAUUGAUCAGGUAGAUCACUAACAACCCAUUAGAUCUAUUUGGAUCCUGUGAAUCCCACUUGCCAGUCCACCAAUCCAACUCUGUCACUGUGAGAAAG
Messenger RNA from Oncorhynchus masou masou (cherry salmon), 2067 nucleotides. RefSeq names its product ABC transporter F family member 4-like. The transcript is spliced from 4 exons. The coding region runs from base 149 to 1663 and encodes 504 amino acids. The record is from RefSeq and is a predicted model, not a curated record. Lineage: Eukaryota; Metazoa; Chordata; Actinopteri; Salmoniformes; Salmonidae.